Eupeodes corollae is the source of this 1699-nucleotide messenger RNA. RefSeq names its product cuticle protein-like. Gene Ontology annotation, cellular component: extracellular matrix. The record is from RefSeq and is a predicted model, not a curated record. Lineage: Eukaryota; Metazoa; Arthropoda; Insecta; Diptera; Syrphidae. Bases 633 to 1613 code for a protein of 326 amino acids. The transcript is spliced from 2 exons.
UAAGUUUUCUUCUGUCACCCUAUAAGUAAAAGUUUGCCUUCUUGAACGGUUAGCAAUCAUUCAAAGGUCAAUCUGAAUUACUUUCGAUUGUACUUAGAGUAAGGUAAUUUGGCUUAUAGCUUGAUACAGUUUUGGGUGGAACCUGUUUGAUUACCCAGUAUACACACAUACUCGGUAAGAUUAUUCGUAGAUUGAUCAUUUUAGAUUAAUGGAACAAAAAUACCGAUGGCAGGUACAUAAGAUCGUUUGAAAUACUUUUUGCACUAAAAAGGUGGUUACGAAUAAUUGAUAAGCUUUUGGAGCAUUUAUUUGUGACUUGGGGCAAUAUUAAUCACUUUAUUUUCUAUUUCGUGAAUGAUGUGGUCUUUCAUUUUGCUCAAGACUUUUUUGUUUUUGCACGAACUUUUACUACAAUUGUGAAUUUCUUUUGGGAUGUAGGUCAAAGAAAAAUGUUUGGUUAUAUUUAUUGUUUAUGUUAUGUUACCAUAAUAAGUCUUACAAGCGUCCUUGAAGCUUUGGGUGAGGCUUUUAAUUUUAAACUAUAAAAUCGAACUACAACGACUAAUUCAGUAUCACUUGAACACAUUCCUUCUCUCCAGUAGCAUCAUAUUCCUACAUCCACACCAGAGAAAAUGGCUUUCAAGUUCGUAGUUGCUUUUGCUUUAGUCGCUGUUGCCAGUGCAGGAUAUGUUCCUCAACCGCAAGUCUAUCAUGCUGCUCCAGUAGCACAUAAUGUAGCUGUUGCUCAUGAGCCACAGCACAUUUUGACUAAGAGUGUUGAGGAAUACGAUCAUCAUCCACAAUACAAUGUUGCUUACAACGUUCACGAUUCCAUUACCGGAGAUGUGAAGAGCCAAUCGGAAAGCCGAGAUGGUGAUGUUGUGAACGGAGAAUACUCCUUAGUUGAUGCCGAUGGAUACAAAAGGACAGUUUCUUACAGUGCCGAUGCCGAACACGGAUUCAAUGCUGUUGUCAACCGUGUCCCAUUGCAUGGAGCUGCUGAUGGUUCACACGCUGCACCAGCUGUUGUCAAGCAUUUGACUCCUGUUGUUCAUGCCGCUCCAUCACAUACAUAUGCCGCUCCAUCACACACAUAUGCUGCUCCAUCACACACAUAUGUUGCUCCAUCUGCCGUUGUACACGCCUCUCCAUCACACACAUAUGCUGCUCCAUCAAUCUCAUACGCUGCCCCAUCAAGCUACCACCAAACAGCCCCUUCAGUCACCUACUCUUCAGCAGCUCCAAGCUACUAUAAGUCUGCCCCAGCUGCCACCUACACAACAUCAAACCUAGUGAAAGCUGUCAGCCCAGUGACAUAUGCCGCUCCUGCUCCAAGCCAUGUUCAUCAAUAUGUUUCAUCACCAACUUACGCUGCUCCAGCAAACUACCAACUCCAUAGUGCUCAACCCACAUACGCAGCCCCAGUCAACUACCAUGCCCAUGGACAACAAGUAUACGUGGCUCCAUCUGUGGUGAAAACUUCUUCUCCAGUAGUAAGUGCUUCUCCAAGCUAUUACAAAUCUGCUCCAGUAGCUUACGCCACAUCCGAAUCCUACUCUGCACCAGCUUACGUUAAGUCUUCCAACGAACAAAACAACCAAUACCAUCAUUAAAUAUUGUUUUUUUUUCAUUUUUUGUUAAAUCUUAAAUAAUUGUUAAUAAAUUUAAAUCAUGUUGAAAAUAUAAACCUUAUUUUUUU